AUGGGAGGAAUUAUCAUUGCCGUAAACGUAGAGCUAGAAAAAAACGUCAAAAGUAUUCUGGGGCUAGACUUCUGCAAUGACUUUAGUACCCUUAUUUUUAAGAACUCGCAAGCUGUCUGCAUAAAUAAAAACUACUUCUUCUCCCUCGCGCAAAAGUACCUGACCACGGACGAGUUUCUUUCAAUCAAGAAUUCCUUAACAAAAUACAAACUAGAAGACGUAUUAAUUUUCAAAGAUUCGAAAAAAUACUACAAAGGAAAUCACGCCGUGGUUGUCGACGAGGAGAUAUUUUCCUACUUCCUCCAGAAAGGCAAACGCCCCGCCGAUCCAUCAGCAAACCAAAAUGGAACGGACAAACGGGAGCUAAGCUGCGUCUUCAUAAAGCCCCAAAAUUACCUUUCGUUGUACAAGCAACAAAUUGAACAGGAAAUAAAAGCAACUAGAGUCACAGAAAAUAGGAAGAAAUACAAAAAGUGUCUCUAUAUCAGCAAAAGAAAGAAUGUAGGAGCCGAGGUUCAGUUUACUCAGUAUGACCAUUUCAUACCCAUCAAGGGAAACGAACUGACCACUUCAGUGGUGCAGGCGAAAACGCUAGAUUUUUUCUCAAACAAUUCCAUAAUCCAUGAGGAAAAAAAUUGCCAGACGUACAAGGCAGUGUACAAAAAUUUAGGAGUACAGUACAACAUUGACUUUUUAAAGAAAAAAAAAGAAGAAAUAUUCAGAUCCAAUAAGCUCCAGAAAUUUCUUCAUAAGCUUUUCCCCGUCAUGGAAAAAUGCCUAAUUGAAAAUACCCUAAUUACGGAAACGAAUGAACAACCCAAUGCUCAAAACAUAGACAUACUGUCCUUCAAACAUGCCAAAAAAUUAAACAAAAUAUUUAUAUACACAGAUGUGAAAUAUACAACAGAUAAAGUAGUCUUGUUCACGCUGUACCUGCCCUUAAUAAACUACCUCAUCUUUAUAAUAUAUGUGAAUAAUUACAAAAACGACAAUUUUAUCGAAGGAGUCAACACGGACAGCUAUAUCCUCAUUUGGUCCUACUCCAACUACAUAAACCCUCUUUGCGCCUUGAUAUCUCCCUACGUAACCGAAAUGAGGAGCGCGUAUUCGGAGAGCGUUUCACGGCCCUUUUCCAGAGUUAUUUGGCCAAUAAAGCAGAGCGAAAUAGGAUGAAUGUCGUCAUUGCGGGAUGUAGCAACGGACUGGUUCGGAUCCUUUAUCGAUGGGACGAUACUCCUUUGGGACGCCACAAACAUAGAAAUAAUCGAAGUAAAAGUUAGCGCAAAGAAGAAAGAAAAAGAGUUAGUUGAUGACCUAUACAGCUUCAAGCCUCUGUUCAAAAUAAAUUCGACCAGACCCAACACAGAGUACUCAUUAGGCUUCACGUACUUCCAUUUUAUGGAAUUAAAUUGCAACGUGUCCUCUUUCUUUGCCUUUUCGGAAGAAGGAGAAUACGUAGUUGGAAACAUAUACGGGUGCAUGCAAAAGGAAAAAAAUUAUUCUAUUAUAAACAAAAUAAACGAUGACUACAAAAGCUUCAAGACGCUCAUAUGUGUAAAAAGAAACAACAUCAUGAAAUAUUUGAUUCUAACCUUAACUGAUACGAACUUUUCCCUGUGGAAAGAAAAUGAGGAGCAUCCCCUAUAUGUAUCACCCAAAAGCAACGAAAUAUACACCUGCUGCGAAUUCAGUCAAACCAAAAUAAGCGUCAUAUUCGUGGGAAAAAUAAAUGGACACAUAGAAAUAUGGAAUUUAAUGGAGCAAAAAAAUCACUGUAUGUACUCCCUAUCGAUCAGCAGCUACAGCUUGACAUGUAUUAGCAUCUUCCAAAAUGGUGACACUAGCAUAUUUAGUUCGGUGGAAAAAAAAAAUAAUGUCCAAAAGGAUCUGAAUGAUGACUUAUCCGGCGAAAAUUCGGAUACAUUUGUAGACACGAACGACUAUUUGAUGAGUAAAAAUGAAGAUGGUAGGAAAAAUUAAAUGACGCUAACUUUGAAUUCGCCCUUCCCAGGGGUUCAAAUUAUUUUUGUUGGGGGAAUCAUAAUUAGCAUAACUUCGAUUGUGCACCUGUACAUAUGCGUAGAUGCACAAAUCCAUUCGUACGUAUACAAGUAUUCAUACAAUAAGAUUAUCAUUGGCGACUCCAGCGGUUGUGUCUUUGUUUACGAAAUGGAAGAGAACCUGCUAAACUCGACCAAGGAAGAGAUCGACGAAUUUUUGCUAUGGGUUGAAAACAAGAUAUACGUGAACAAGGAAAAAGUGAGGAGGCAGUUCCAGCUCUGCGAGACAAAUGAACGGAAAGAGCAACUGAAGAAUAAACUGGAUGAAGACUACAAAAAUGCACUGGAAAAGUACAGAGGGUAUUUACUGGGGAAUAAAUUAUAA
Molecule: messenger RNA, 2385 nt
Organism: Plasmodium cynomolgi strain B
Lineage: Eukaryota; Apicomplexa; Aconoidasida; Haemosporida; Plasmodiidae
Exons: 15
Coding region: 1-1173 (390 amino acids)
Source: RefSeq, a predicted model, not a curated record